Messenger RNA from Lolium rigidum, 1336 nucleotides. Its product is annotated as probable 6-phosphogluconolactonase 3, chloroplastic. Gene Ontology annotation, biological process: carbohydrate metabolic process; pentose-phosphate shunt. Gene Ontology annotation, molecular function: 6-phosphogluconolactonase activity. The transcript has 3 exons. The record is from RefSeq and is a predicted model, not a curated record. NCBI's taxonomy places the organism in Eukaryota, Viridiplantae, Streptophyta, Magnoliopsida, Poales, Poaceae. Bases 3 to 953 code for a protein of 316 amino acids.
CCAUGUCCACCGCCACCGCCGCCGCCGCCUCGACCUCCCUCUCUCCUUCCACCCGAAGCCGAUCGUCGCCAUCUUCCAGGAUCCUGGCGACCCCCCGCAGAUCUCUUCCUGCCAGGCUCUUAUCCUCAUCCCCUUCCCAGUUUCCCCUUGGCCCGGUCUCCGCCAUGGCCACUCCGGGCGAGGUGGAGUCCAGGAAGAAGCUCCUCAUAUUCGACGCCGAGGAGGACCUCGCGGCGUCGCUGGCUGAGCACACGGCGGGGCUCUCGGAGAAGUUUGUCGCCGAGAGGGGCGCCUUCGCCGUUGUUCUCUCCGGCGGCUCUCUCAUCAAGGCUCUCAGGAAGCUGGCGGAGCCGCCGUACCUGGACGCGGUGGACUGGAGCAGAUGGCACGUCUUCUGGGCGGAUGAACGGGUGGUGCCAAAGGACCACGCAGAUAGCAACUACAAGCUCGCCAUGGAUGGGUUUCUCUCUAAGGUGCCGAUUCCUGCUAACCAAGUUUAUGCCAUGAAUGACACACUGACAGCUGAGGGGGCUGCGGCUGACUAUGAAGCUCGUUUAUAUCAACUUAUUAAGAAUGGUGUGGUCGCAUUGUCACCAGUAACCGGGUUCCCAAAGUUUGAUCUUAUGCUUCUGGGGAUGGGCCCUGAUGGCCAUAUCGCCUCCCUCUUCCCUGGCCAUCCUAUUGUCCAUGAGAACCAGAAGUUAGUCACCUAUGUCGAGGAUUCUCCAAAGCCACCGCCAAAGAGGAUAACAUUCACAUUCCCCGUGAUCAAUUCGUCCGCACAUAUUGCACUCAUGGUCACUGGUGCUGGGAAAGCUGGUGCAGUUCACAAAACGCUUUCGGGCAAAGAAGGUUCAUCAGAUUUGCUGCCUGUUGAGAUGGUUGAGCCACAAGACGGAGAGAUGACUUGGUUCACCGACAAGCCAGCUGUGUCCAUGCUGUCGAGCAUCUGAAGCUCGUUGCGUUAUAUACAUUUGAAACUUGCACCAUAAGGCCCCACUCAGAAUGGAUGUAAAAUUAGUGUGCCACCAACAUUUCGUUCAACUUUGAGCUAAAUACCGUGGCCACACUAGUUUUACAUCCAAUCCAAGCAGCCCCUUAUUAGUAUGAAGAUUGAGAGGAAUUUCCAUUAGAUCCGUACUUGCAACACUCCCAUGUGGGUUAUUUGAGCUGAUUUUGUAGCAUAUAGUGCAGCGUAUAUGUGCGGCACACGUCGGUUUCUUUACAAUAUAUGAAUCAAAGUAGCCAUUUUAAAGGGAUAUUUGUUCCUCGGGUAUGUAGAUCAGUGUUCAUAGAUGGUAUUGAAUAUGGCGAUGUUAUAUACUGUUAUUUGCCA